Molecule: messenger RNA, 369 nt
Organism: Aureobasidium pullulans EXF-150
Lineage: Eukaryota; Fungi; Ascomycota; Dothideomycetes; Dothideales; Saccotheciaceae
Product: NADH dehydrogenase, alpha subcomplex, subunit 6
Exons: 5
Coding region: 1-369 (122 amino acids)
Biological process (GO): response to oxidative stress
Source: RefSeq, a predicted model, not a curated record
AUGAUCAAUCCUACCUACCUUGCCCAAAGGACGCGCUCGUCCGUCAACUGGAACGAUGCUCAGAAGAGAGUCCUGAAGUCCUACCGCGAGUGGGUUCGCGCUGCCCCCGAGAUACAGCAAAUGUACUCGCUCAACAUGCCCGUCUCGGCCAUCCGCACAAAGAUGAGACAAGAGUUCGAGAGACACCGCUACGUCCAGCAACUGAAGACUGUUGACGUCCUCUUGUUUAACUCUCACCAAGAAUACCAGGAAACCCUCAACUUCUGGAAGCAGCUCACUCACGUCCUCAAGUACUUCCGCGCCGAGGAAGACCCCAAGGCUGCUCUCCCCAAGAACUUCAUCCAAGGUUUUCUCGAGGGACGCAACUAG